AACCAGGUGGUGCAUGAAUCAACCUGCCAACUUCCCAAUCAGAUUUGGAAUUUUGCUAAAAGGUUCCUUCAAGAUUACAAAGAAGCCUCUUCAUCUUCAGGCCAAGAUAAGACCUGUGAUAGCAAUAAUUGGCGUCCCCCUCCUGCUGGAGUAUUUAAAAUAAAUGUGGAUGGAGCUACUUCAAAAAAUGGAAGGAAUUCAAGUGUGGGAGUGAUUAUUAGAGACUCCAAAGGAAUCACAGUUGCUGCUUGCGCAAAUUACCUUUCAGGUCAGUUUUCAGCUUUAGAAACUGAAACUUUAGCAGUUGAAUGUGGCAUCCUUCUUGCUCGGGAGAUGGAGUUAGAGCAGAUAAUCAUUGAAACUGAUGCUCUAUCAGUAAUUCAAAGUAUUGCUGCUAGUGAAUUUGAUGGAGGUAUGGGCCACCUGUAUCUUGGAAUCAUUGUUCUUCUCAAGUCCUUUAAGAGCUGGGAAUUAAAGCAUUUGAAAUGAGUCUACAACAGAGUUGCACAUGAGCUCACACAGUCUACCAAAAGGAAUGAAGCUUCUCAAUGUUGGAAAGGAGUUUGCCCGCCUAUGGUGCAACAUCUCAUCCAGAAAGAUUGUGUUUUGUUUCGGAUGUAGCUCUUGUUUUUCUUUCUUUACUCUGUUGUAUUGCCUUUUCUGUUUGCUUAUGUAUCCCUUUUCUAAUCAAAAAAAAAAAAAAAAGAAAAAAAGAAAAAAGAAAAAAAAGAAAACAGGAAGCCCACUAUGUUAACAUAAUAUUUUCUUUUUCUCCAUUGAACUAGUAAAAGCCACGUCAUUAAUUGGAUCGUUUCACUUGCCUAUUGGAUAUUUCAUCUCUUCUUUUUGAUUCCUCUCCUUCUAGGCUACUACAAUAACCAUAUAAAAUAAACAACUGCAAGUUGUUUAAUUCAACAGUACUUAUCAUAGCAUUGAUGAUAACACUAGGCGUUUACCAUCAAAAAA
Quercus lobata is the source of this 966-nucleotide messenger RNA. RefSeq lists its product as uncharacterized. Lineage: Eukaryota; Viridiplantae; Streptophyta; Magnoliopsida; Fagales; Fagaceae. The annotation marks the transcript as partial. Gene Ontology annotation, molecular function: nucleic acid binding; RNA-DNA hybrid ribonuclease activity. The record is from RefSeq and is a predicted model, not a curated record. The transcript has a single exon.